AUGUUUGACCUAGCGUUUGAGCCCAGAAAAGCAAUCAAAGGUCAAGCCUUAGCUGAUUUCAUCGCAGAGUUUACUCGGCCUACGGUGGAAUCCGUCCAUGAUCCAGCAGAGGGAAGGCGACAAUGGACGCUCAUGGUUGAUGGAUCGUCCACCGCCAAUGGUUGCGGGGCUGGUAUAAUCUUCCAAUCACUAGAGGGGGAUAGAUUUGAGUAUGCAAUCAUAUUUCAGUUCCAGGCAUCAAACAACGAAGCAGAGUACGGAGCGCUGCUAGCCAGCAUUAGAAUGUGCAAAGCGGAUGGAGCCUUGGAAAUAAAGGCAAAGACGGAUUCCCUGUUGGUUGUUAGUCAAGUAAAUGGCGACUUCGAAUGUAAGGAGGCGUCCAUGAGUAAAUAUAUGAAGCUGAUUCAGGAAGAGAUAAAAACAUUGAAGCCAUUUGUGCUCGACCAGAUUCCAAGGUAUGAGAAUCAUCAAGUUGAUGCUCUCUCAAAACUAGCCAGCUCGGCCGAAGGGGAUGUGCGGCGAACUGUAUUUUGGGAGGUAAAGCCGGCAAAGAUUAUUGAUCAAGAGCAAGUUAUGUUCCUCAACCGAGAAAAUGUUUGGAUGGAUCCCAUCAUUGAUUACAAGAAAACUGGACGCCUACCCUCAUAUCCCUUGGAAGUCAAGGAGGACGGGUUGGAUGUCUUGAAAGAAUUACAUGAAGGAGCUUGUGCCUCUCACAUUAGGGGAAGAGCAUUAGGAGAGAAGGCUUUAAGGACAGGGUAUUAUUGGCCCACCUUAAAGGAAGACGCUUUGGUCUAUGCAAAGAAGUGUGAUAGCUGUCAGAAGCAUGACAACAUGUAUCAAAAGCCGUCCAAUUAUCUGAAUCCAAUUCUUUUCCCCCUUCCCGUCGCCAAAUUUCUUGUAGCGGUCGGUCAGAAGAAAUUUGUGAUAGUAGCAGUAUACUACUUCACUAAAUGGGUUGAGGUUGAGGCUAUGAGAGGGAUCACCACUAAUGAUGUAAAGGAGUUUAUCUGGAAGAACAUCAUUAUAAGAUUUGGUUUGCCUCAGUCUAUUGUCUUUGACAACGGACCGCAGUUUGAGACGCCUAAGCGCAAAGAAUGGCUGGCCGAUCAGGACAUUAAAGCUCACUUUACUAUUGUUGCUCAUCCUCAAGCAAAUGGGCAGGUAGAAGCCUUCAACAAGAUCCUCUCAAAUGGCAUAAAAAAGAAGUUGGACAAUGUCAAGGGAUUAUGGGUAGAAGAGUUACAAAGAAUUACUCUGCGAGUCAUGCUGUAUUCAGAACACGCCAACUGGGCUGCUCUUCGCACGGCCCUGGAUCAGGUUCCUGAAGUCAGGGGCAAUGCUCUACUAAGAAUGCAGCUGUAUAAGCUGCGAAUGGCUCGAGAGUUUAACAAAAGAGUGGUCAGGCGGCCAUUGAAGGUGGGGGAUCUUGUCCUGAGGAAAAUGGAAGCGGUUGGCCGGGGUAAAGAAAUGGGUAAGCUCACACCGAACUGGGAAGGACCUUACAAGAUUAUCCAAGAAGUUUAA
Messenger RNA from Beta vulgaris subsp. vulgaris (sugar beet), 1527 nucleotides. RefSeq lists its product as uncharacterized. The record is from RefSeq and is a predicted model, not a curated record. Gene Ontology annotation, molecular function: nucleic acid binding; RNA-DNA hybrid ribonuclease activity. The coding region runs from base 1 to 1527 and encodes 508 amino acids. NCBI's taxonomy places the organism in Eukaryota, Viridiplantae, Streptophyta, Magnoliopsida, Caryophyllales, Amaranthaceae. The transcript has 3 exons. Gene Ontology annotation, biological process: DNA integration.